AUGGCGACAACCUUCCACGCUGAUACGCUAGACAUGGGCUCCGACGACCCCGGCGCCGAGCUCCAUGCGCUGGGUGUUGCUUCGUUCCCGUUCGGUAUUUUCGAUUCGACUGGGGCUUCAGGUUGGGCAGAUCCCGGCCGAAGAGGGCAUGAUGCGAGAUUUCUCUCCUCGUUCGAAAACACAGGCGACACUUGCCUCCCGCCCGAGCACGCCCAGGUGUCUUCCUCAGGCGCGCUCUACCAGGACGGCGGUUACAACUCAUUUCUCCAUUCCGUUCCGUCUUCGAACUACCCCCAGGCGUUUCAUUCCGACGCAUCUGCUUUCUCCGACACGGGGGGGAACAGCACGACAAACGCGGAUUAUGACGCGCCGGGCGCGCGACCUGAACAGACGGAAGAACGACACGGGGACAGCAGCGACAUGUCUUCCACGCAUCAGCCGUGCGGAUCGAGCCACUACGCAGCAGCCCCGGAGAGUCCGCUCCAGCCCUCCUGGUUUCCAAACCAGAUGAUGAGUCCAGCUGACUCGUCUCACGCGUACGCGUACCACGAGGCGCCGUCCCACGGGGAAGCUACCAGUUUCUCUGAUGCACCCGCAGGGAGAAUGGCGAACGCUGGAGGCUGCGAGAGCCUGGGUGGCGCAGCGCCGACGUCUCAGGUCGAUUCCGCAGCAGUUGGAGAACACUUUUCUUCUUACGCUGCGCCACACUACGCGCGGACGGCCGCGGCUCCCCGCCACCCGUUUGCCCAGGAAGGCUGCGGCCUGGAGGAGUCGAGUGCCUCGCCAGCCACUUGCGCGUCGGCGCCCUCUCAUCUGGUGGAGGACAGAGACAGAGAUGAGCAGAGCAAAGCUGCGACACAACAGACCAGCACGAAAAAGCGGAAUCGAAGGCGAAAACGCGGAGGAGCCGAUUCAGAGGAGGACGUUGAUGGCGAGAAAACAAAAGCCGGUAGCCAAAGCGCGGAUACGGGGAACGCGUGCAGCGAGAGUCUGGCAUCAGCGCCGAACUCGGUCACCGCGGCAGCUGAGGAGAUCUACUCCACAUGUCAGCUGGCCGAGUCUCUGAAACGCAGGAGGAUGUCACAGUCGCUGUCACCGUUGUGUCUCAGCGAAGAUGCGGAGAGGGCGAAGGCAAGGGCCUCACCAUAUUCACUCGCUGAGAAUGACGAGCAGGGUCCCACGUCUUUUUCGCCGUUUCCUGUGCCGCCUUCGUCCUGCAUGCCGGUUCAAAUGGAGCCGCAAGGCGAAAGACUGCAGAACGAUGGGCCGCGAGAUGGUCGGAGCAUGAGCCUGGCGCCAGAUACGGUGACACGGAGCUUCCCGCUGGCUGCCCUUCGCCUUGGAAUGAACAGCCAGGAGAGCUUCGUGUCAUCUUCGGGAGUUGAGUGCUGUUCAGACGGCUACACGCUAUCGCGGAAGCCAACGGAAAGCACGACUCAUCCGAGCUUUUCUUCCUCGUCUUCCCAGUCCUACAGUCCGCCUAUCUCUUCAGGCCGCGGCAGUCCCCAUCUGGAGCCCAAGCCAGCGCCCGCGAUUUCGUCGGAGGAGGAACGCGAAAGGUCAGAAGACGAGAAAACUCUCUUCAGUUUUACGCUGCCCCCUCGAGAAGCAGAAGCGCAUGGCCGAGAGCCAGACAGGGGUUUGUCGCCUCUGCCUCCAUCUGCCCUAGCGCAGGCGAAUGCCGGCGGAGUCGCUCCUCAGCAGGGCGGCGUAACGGGUGCACAGGACGCGGGACUGGACUGCAGUUCCCAGUCGCCCUCAAAACGAUUGGUGAAGCGCCUCGACCCAGCAAGAGAAGACGAAAGCACGAAGAAGGUCGCGGCUCGGGCCAACCGCGCUCCCACGAAAAAGAAGGCGACCGCGAAAGGCGAGGAAGCGGACGGAAAGGGGCUCAACGAAGAGCCCGCGACUCCCGUGAAGCGCAAACGUGGCCCGCCGCAACCGGCGAAAAUGUACUUUCACAAGAAGAAGGAGGCUUGGCGGGCCGAAGUGCUCAUCGACGGCACAAAGAGGCAAAAGAGCUUUUCAUGCAAAGUGUACGGCGAGCCGCGAGCGCGGCUGCUAUGCGAGUGGGCGCGCCGCUUCGCCCGCGAUUUCGGUCGCCUGCCGUCUGACCAGGAUGUGGCCAACUACAUGCCGUGCCUCGCCGACUGCCCACCGCCAGCUCCACGGGGCGCAGCUGCUGCCGGAGGCUCCAAGGGGCCAGACUCGGCGGUGGCGAACGGUGAGUUCGGAAGCGGCUCUCAGCAUGCUUCUGCAGCGCCGUCCUACUCGCCCGUCUACGCGCCUGCUCACGGCGAUGGAGUGCAUCGCCUGGGUCCGUACGGCGCCGGUGAGUACUCUUCGUUCUCCCACGCGCACGGGCCAGCAGGGCAGGCGAUCGGGGGGCAGCAGGCGGCCCCUAGCCAGGUCAGCGAGGAGGCUCACGCGCAGUUCUUUGGCGGCGGCAACGGAGGCCAGCCGCCAUCGCAGACGAGCUACCCGUUUUACGUGGACAGCCAGGGCGGGCAGUCCGGUCCCGUCGUCCCCUGCGCCUCGCAGAACACGAGGUGGGAGGCAGAGACCCGCGACUGGGAGCACCUUCAGGGCGGCGCGCGGGGAGGCGAGGGCGCCCACAGCGACAUGCAGACUUCGCGGUACAUGCAGCCUCCGCACGGUUGGUUCGACUGUCAUCAGCUGCCUUCGUAUCCGCCGCAGUUCCGGCCGCAGCAGGCCCCCCAGCCCUACUACCCGACGCAACAGGGCGCUCCCGGCGACGGCCAUGGCCACCCCUCUGCAGCUUCCGGGGAGUCAGCGGACUCCAUGUCUGCUGCGGGUUGCGCGCCUAGCCAGCAGCUCGCCUGGGAAGAGGAGCGGCGACGCGCGAAUAGCCACGGGGCUUUUCAGAGCUUUGCCAGCGCCCAGCCGUCUCGUGAGUUUGAUCUGCAGGCGUCUGGCGCGCGUGGGCGAGAGGACGAGGCGCAGAGACGGUUUGGCUUUCGGGAGGAGGACCACGGACAUGGAGCUGUAGGGUCCGUCAGAGAGAAACUGAGAGACGGGGGUGAGGACAUCGCACCCUCUGCUGCUCAUCACUUUUGCUUUCAGCCCCAUCCGCCUGGCGGUUUCUACGCGCAGCGCGCAGCCGGCGCAGAGCGUGACAGCGAGAAUGUGUGCAGAGAGGACACGGGGCAAAUACACGAGAUGAGAUUUGAUGCCUAUCGACGUGGACCGCUUCCUCAAGAGGUGCUGGCAGGCGACACCUCCAGGGACGCGUUCGACAGAUUUGCGCCUCCGCAUCCGGCAGGAGUGUCCUCCGGGCCCUCGUUUGGCCCCAGUACUUCAUCGACGCCUUCGCAGCACUCGACGCCCUCGCCGCUCCCGUCGUCUCUUCCUGCCGCAGGCCCCGCGCACCCAACCUUCUCGCAUCAGUCUUCCGACGAGUCGCUGCGCUGCAUGCCGCAGCACCCGUCGUUCUGCGAGGCGUCUCGGCCUGACUCGCCGCGCAGGACCUUUCAGCUGUCCUCGCCGCCUUCGCCCUUUUCUUCGUCGACGUGUGCGGGAACGAACGCCGGGUCCUUCCCGUCCUCCUCGGUCGCGGGCAUGGGAACCGCACCCCCCGUAGCCCCGGCCCCCGCUGGCGAGCAGUCCUUCUGUGCCUUUCCUUCACCGUUCAUCUCCGACGGACCUCUUCCCCCGUUCCCGCUCCCGUACGGCCUGGGCGAGGAGAAUGUGUUUUCUGGGCAUCCUUCUUCCUGUUUCGGAAUGCCGGCGCAGUCUUCCCCGGCGCCUCAGCCACCUUCGUCUGCUUUGCCCUCCUUCGCCCCUCAAGGCUCUUCAGGGUCGUCGCUGCCAUAUGGCUACUCCAACCUUUCGGGGUCGUAUGCGCCGGCGCCAGGGAGCCAGUUCCAGGCGACCGUCCCGGGGAUGUACUGCCAUCCAUUUCUCUCGUCCGCUCAAGCCCCGUCGACAGUCUUCUCGCCGCCUCCAAAUGCCCUCCCGUCGUACGCCGGCGACUCGUCCUUCCUCGCCUCGGUGCCCGCAGCCUGCGGCGAGGCCUCGUCGGCCUUCAAUCCGCGCCCUCUCCUGGGCGCAGUGGAGCUUGCGGCCGACGUGGCUGCGGCCUCGCUGUCGACGUUGGAGAAGCGCGCCUUUGACCUCCUCUCUCAGACGCUGCAGGAGUUGAGGGCUGCGAGCGCGUCCUCCUUCCCAGCUUUCCCGCUGUCGGGGGCAGACAGCGGCCUGCGCGCGUCUUCGUUUCGCGUGCCGCUGCCCCUGCUCCACUCAACAAACACGCUUUUGAACCAGUUGGAAGACCCCUUCUCGGGGUUCUCUCUCGAUCCCUGGGGGCGCCCGUUGCCGUCCGCGGUCCUGCCCGCGACCAGCGACUACCAGCGACAUGCGGCGGCGGCGGCGCCUUCUCCGGUCUCCGCGUCGAGCGAUGCGAACGCGGCCUCCGGCAGCGCGGGUCGGGCCACCUACUACGUGCUGGACAGCUCGCGGUCGGGCGGAUGCUUCCAGACGGCGACGACCGAUGAAGGUGCGGCUGGGCUUCACGCCAAGGGCCUCGGGGAGCUUCCGUCGGGGGGGUGUUCGCGAGAAGCCAGCGUGGUGGGGGGAGGCGAAGGCGACAGAAGUGAGCGCGAUACGAACUCGUCGUCCCCUGCGCAAGAGCAAGAGUCCUUGCCACGGUGCCGCUCGGGUUCCUCGGGCGAGGGCGUCUUCAGCGUCGCGACGACUCAGGAGGGCGAGGAGGAUAACCGGAAGAAGAGCGGCGUUUUCGAGGACGUCGAGGGGUUCAGCGCGUUCGUUCAAAAGAGAAGGGAAAUGAAUAUCGCGGCUGGCGCGCGCUUCGAUGAGCUUGACGGCCUCAAGACGCUCACCCGACCGCGUGGCGGACGAAUGAAGAGAUUCAACGUCGGGAAGAAACCAUUCAGUGGAGUCCGAGGGAUCUACUUCCAACAGGGAGCCUGGAAGGUUCGGUACCGAGGCGAUCAAGAGGAGGUCCUGAAGGUCUUCCCGUAUACUCAUGGAGACUUGGAGAGCAUGUGGACGCAGUUCGCUCUUGCGCGUCAGUUCCUCCGGCAGGUCAUCGCGAAGGGUCGCCAGCUGCAUGACAGCGACGGCGAGGGCCUGUCUGACGAAGACCCUGCGUGGCUGCAUCGGCAGGGCCUGACGCAGGCGAGCUGCGUCACGCGGGGCCGCGCGCGACGCGGGGGCCCGGGGUCGUCUCGGUCUUCUUCGCUUUCCUCCUCUCAGGCGCGCUCGCGUCUGAGUUUGUAUCGAGAGGCCUUUUCGUCGGAGGCAGCAUCCGGGUACUCUCUGCGCGCGCGUCGCCACGAGGCGGGGGCUGUCUGCGUGGCGGGCGGCUUCAGCGACGCGGCGCACCACGUCGACGGCCACUCGCUCUCAUCCUCAGAAUGUGCGUCGUUUCCUUCGCGCGGCGCGUCGCAUGCGGAGAGCGCUCUCUGGGGGGAGUCUUCCGGGCGAACGCAUGGGCGUCGUAGCGCCGACGCUCCCGGCGACCCGUGCGUCUUCUUCACGGCUUCGCCUCGCUGCAGGCGCACGCAGAGUGCGAGCAGCGCCCGGCGGCUCGAAAGGGGGGCAGGUGAGAGUCAACGGCCGCUGACGGCUAAGGAGUUUUUCGGUUCGCUCUUCCGCCCUGCUCUCUUCGGCCCCAGCAGCGAGAGGUGGGGGGCGCGAACUGAGCAAGCACGCGCGGAGGCGGAUGGACUGGCGCGGCAGCGCGCGGCGUGGAACGGGGCGGCCGAAGCUGGCGAGCUGCGCGACGGGCUCCGGCACCAGCGAGGCUGCCUGUCUGCUGCGCGGGGCCAGGCGGGAAGCGACGUGACGCUUAGCAUCAGUGGCGGAGACGGUUCACGGGCGACGGGGAGCAGAGCGCCCAUGGGCGAGGCGCGCGAGGAGGGCGGCGCUUGUGGCGAGUGCGUGCGGGAGACGGGCGAGGAGGUGGACGCUGGUGGCGCCUCAGGGGGCGGCGCACGUGGAGUCGUCGACCUGUACCCCUCGCCUGCAGCCUCGCUCGCCCCUUCGGCGUCUUGGGUCUUCGAGAAGACCUCCGCGGCGGAGGCGGAGACGGCAGCUCCGCGCGAAGGAGAGCCGUCGCCUGUGGCUGAAACUGCGGAUGCCGCCGCGGCGCACGACUACCCGCCUGUGGAGUGCACUUUUUCCAGUGGCGUGGCGGGCUUGUCGCGCGAGAAGGAGUUUGAGGUGCUGACUUCGUACGCCUGGGACGUGCCGAGGCGGUACCUGGGCGGGGGCGCGAGGCCCGAGUGGGGGGCGCUGCCCAACCUUCCGCUGCUUCUGCAUGACCGACACGAGCGCCUGCUGACGACCUCCUUCGGCUCGAGCGACUCGCCGCUCUCGGCCUUCUCCGCGGCUCUCAGGGCCCCAGGGCCCGGCGGCAGCGCAGGCGCGUCGGAAGCUCUCGCCUCUGGAGGCCUGGACGUUGGGCCGUGGAUUCCGCUGUUCUAG
Besnoitia besnoiti is the source of this 6468-nucleotide messenger RNA. RefSeq lists its product as uncharacterized. NCBI's taxonomy places the organism in Eukaryota, Apicomplexa, Conoidasida, Eucoccidiorida, Sarcocystidae. The record is from RefSeq and is a predicted model, not a curated record. The coding region runs from base 1 to 6468 and encodes 2155 amino acids. The transcript has 5 exons.